Podarcis lilfordi (Lilford's wall lizard) is the source of this 9425-nucleotide messenger RNA. The record is from the annotation of a GenBank genome assembly. NCBI's taxonomy places the organism in Eukaryota, Metazoa, Chordata, Lepidosauria, Squamata, Lacertidae.
AUGCUACAUACAACUAUGACAUACUCUACAUGCCUUACGUAUCUGAUGGAAGAAUGGAUUUUUCUUGAAUAUCUCCCAUAUGUGAUCAUCUGUUCAGUAGUGCUGGUGUUUAUCAACAUCCUGUUAUUUUUUACAAUUCCUGCAUGUGUGCUGCUUCUUCUUUACCUUUCUUCUUUGGUCCUCUUCAUCUAUGAGAGGACACAUAAACUAAAAGAAACUUAUUCCAGUAAAGCAUGGGAUGGUGCACGACUAAUUAUAACAUUCAUGUGGGAAAGACUUGGAAGAUAUUUGAAUGGUAAGCAUGUUUCAUCUUCAUCUUCUGAAUUGUAUGUUGCCUUUCCCUAAUUAAAACCUUGCUCAAGGCAACUUACAACAUGAGAAUAUUUACCAUAAUUACAAACAUAACAAAACUAGUUAUCAACGUUUAGCGCUGCUCAGCCCUUGCCACCAGGCAAGCGCUCAUGUGCAGGGCAGGGGUGAGGUGAAGGAGGGUCAAGAGUAUUGUCCGCGUUAUCUUGCAGCCAGGUGUUGCGUGCUGGGUGGGAAAGGGGCACAGAGAGUGCCCUUCACCCUCUGCUCCCCAGACCUUGCCACCGCUGUGUUGGCACUCACACAAUGGGCAGGGGCAGGGCGUGGAUAGUGUGUCAUUUGAGGGUUCACAACCCCCCAAAUUGUGGUCUCGGGGCAAUGGCCCCCUUGGCACCUCACACUACACCACUGGAAUCUACUAUAGUUCAGUUACCCAUUCAGAGUUACUUAAUUUGAAAUAACAACCCUUUUGCACUUUGUAUUCCAAACAGGUUACGAACUACAUGGCAUAGAAAACCUACCAGAUGGACCAGGCCUUAUAAUAUUUUACCAUGGAGCAAUUCCUAUAGACUAUGGUUACUUUUUAUCCAAACUUUUUCUUCUGAAGCGCCAAAGUUGCUAUACAGUAGCUGAUCGUUGUGUUUUCAAACUUCCAGGUGAUGUUCUUUGUUAAUUUAAAACUGAUUUCAGGUAAUGUGUGCAAUACUAAAAUAUACCCCAUUUUCCCCAAAUGGUGUUAGGAAGCUUCAGCCUUUUGCAGCAUCAGUUUCCUAGUGAGGAGCGGUUAAUGGAGACACAGGUUAGUAGGUUACUAACUACCAGCCAUCAAAAGUUUUCUCUGCUCGUUUCAGGAAGCAUUGUCUAGUCCUCAGUGGUCAUGAAAAAGCAUCUUAUAUCAUUAAAUUAAAGAAACGAACAGAGGGAGUUAGAAUCUGCUGGAUGAGGCCAAUGGCCCAUCUACUCCAGCAUCCUGUUCUCCACAGUGGCCAGUCAGGUGCCUAAGAGAAGAUCCAAGCUUGUGCAGGAUCACUCUCCCCACUUGUGAUUUCCAGAAACUGGCAAGAUUUUAUCUAUUAUCAAAAUGGCAAAAUCUAUAAAUUUCUCUCUGCUUAGCAUCAAGGGUAAUACUGUUUACACUGGCUAGAUAAGUCCUUCAUUAGAUUAGGCAGUUUUAAUGCCUAGCAUUAAAUAUCUGAAGAACAAGAUUCAGUGUUGUGAGUAUGGGGGUUUAGCCUGCUUGAUGCCUGAGUCCCUUCUGAGUUCCCGGGGUCCUAGAUCCAGCAAGGGUUAAAAUGAAGGAUUCCAUUGUUGAACUAGCUGGGCAAGCUUUUGAUGAGUUAAUGGCCCUUAGUGUAGCAAGGGAAAUUGCUCUAUGCCAGAGAGCAAAUUGGUGGGUCCUUGGCCAAUGGAAAACAAGCCUUUAAUGAAAGGUUCUAUGCCAGGUCGCCAGGUCAUGUGACUGAGUGGACUGGGCUUAAGAGCCAGUCUAAGUUCCCGCUCCCCAUCCCACCACAUCCUCAGAACACCCUUUUUGGGGUGACUUUCAAAAGCCUUUGUUCAGUCAGUCUCAGUUCAGCCAGGAUGAGCAAGUUAUGCUGGCAUAUCUUCAGCUGAGCCAGGUUUGGGGCUGUUUAUUUGUUUAUGUCUUCUUGUUUAUAUUUUAUAGGUUUAAAAAACUUAGGUGCUGUAAUGUGGCUUUUACCUGGUACACAGCAAGAGUGUGUAAAUGUUCUAAAAAAUGGUCAUCUGCUGGGAAUUUCACCAGGGGGAGUUCGAGAAGCACUAUUUAGUGAUAAAUCAUACAAACUUAUAUGGAAAAAUUGGAAAGGUUUUGCUCAAGUGGCUAUAGAUGCCAAAGUGGUAAGUACUAUUCAUAUAUGAUUAUACAUUUGGACACUUCUGAAUGCAUAUAUGUUAUCAAACAAAAUAAGAAGCUAAACAGCUAGAAGACAUGUUAUGUUUUUUAACAUAAAAAUGUUGUUAAUCAAUAAUCUAAAAUUAUAAUUUUCAUGUGCAUGGGAUUCACUUAAUAUAACUAAGAUCCAUGCUGUAAAAUGAAGUAAUAGCGAUCUACCAAACAAUUAUAUUUAAACUGUUACCUGUGGUUAUGCCUGUUAUCUGCAGAGAAGAUCCAAGAUGCCCAAGUAUCGGUCUGUAACUGAUUUCAGGGCUCGAGGCCACUGUCCUUCUGAAGUAACUUGAUUAUUAAGGGGAUCAGGACUUGCGCUGGUCCUUCCAUUUGCAUUAAUUCUCAUUUCUCGGUCUGUAAGAUCCACCUUGUGAAGAUAAAUCUCCAGUCUCUAAAAGAAUCUUUUGAGGAGUUUUCCCAUGUAAAUAUCACAUAAAUUAAUGAUUGCUGCAUGCAAGCACUACUAUUGUGACCUCUGUUUUCUUCAGAACAAAAGGAAGACUACAAGGCACUAGUUAAAUUUCAAACUUCAGCUCUGAAUAUCUUUAUUGACUUGAUUAAACCUUCUGAGUAAGUGAUAUGCUUUUUAGCAAGGCAACUUAAAAUAUUUGAACCUAUGUACAUUUUAUAGUUAAUACGGUACAGUACAGAGAAACUAUGGCCCUCCAGUUGUUUAGUUGAAUUCUAACUUCUACAAGCCCCACCCUGCGUGGUCAGAGGUCAGGGUGGAUGGGAGUUGCGGACCAUCAACAUAUGGAAGGCCACAUCUUCCUGGUCCUACACACAGCUGUUCUGUACAUUUCAGAGUUAAAUAGUGGCACACUAGAAAUUCAAAUUAAAUCCAGACAUGUGGAAAAUUAAGCAUCUUAAAAAAGUAUCUUUCUGCUUCAAGAAGUGCUUUGAGCGGUGAGAAAUAACUGAUUAAAACAUACCCAUUUGGAAUACUGUAAAAAGGUAUGAUAUAAUUCUGCAGAAGUCCGGCCCUUUGGAAUCCCAUUCUAGUGCGGGAGAGAAAAAAAUGGUAAAACAUUUUAAAUGAAAACAAUGGGUCUUAAUUGCAUUUUAUUGUCUUCUGCUCUUGAAAGUGCUAAUUGAAGUCUUCUGCUCUUGAAAGUCAGGAAGUGCUAAUAUUGACUGAAUCUAGAAAAUUACAACUACCCGAUAGACAAAGAUCAUCAUAUUUUUAAAGGAUAUUUCCAUUUCAUAAUUAAAAGAUUGAUUCUUGUUUUUUUUAAAAAAAGUAUGUUGCAACAUGAAGCCUAGUAGUAUUUGUACAGUCAUACCUUGGGUUACAGAUGCUUCAGGUUGUGUGUUUUUGGGUUGCGCACCACGCUGAACCCAGAAGUACUGGAAUGGGUUACUUCCGGGUUUCGGCGCUCGCCCAUGCGCAGACGCUCAAAAUGACGUCACACGCACGCGCAGAAGCAGCGAAUUGCGACCCUCACAAGUGCAAACGCGGCGCUGCAGGUUGUGAACGCUGUGGGUUGCGAAGGUGCCUCCUGCACUGAUCAUGUUCGCAACCCGAGCGUCCACUGUAUUGUAAACUGCCCUGUAAUCUUUGGAUGGACAGUAUAGAAAUUUCAUAGAUAAUAAUAAUAAAUAAUAGUAUCAAGUUAGAAUGGAGAGAAGAUUUUUCGUUAAAGAGAGCACAGGUUAUAACAAAUAAAGGUAUCAUGUACACUUCAGCCACUGAUGUUAAGUUUUACCAGUUUUGCAAAACUUGCUUCAAAACAUGAGAAGCCACACUACAAAAGAGGUGUUUGCUAAUAUGCCAUGGGAAAUGUUUGUGUGUCAUCAGUUCUAUUAAAAAUGACAGUCUGUCUCAGGAUAUCCAGCAUUCACUGUACAUGCUACCUUCUCUAUCUUUUAGCUCUCGAAAGUCUCGCAUUGCCAUCUUAGCUGAUUUCUUGUUGCCAUAGCCUCAACUACCAGAGUAGCCUGGGAGGAUGCAGGCAUUUGUUUCUGAAAAUAAUAUAUGACCUGUAAAAAAAGGCCCAAGAUGUUCACCAUUUCCCUAAGCCAAUUUGUCACAUAUUUAUAAACAACAAAGAUCCCCUGUGCUGCAAACAGAACAAUCUGACAAUCCAAAAGCAACACAAUAGGCUAAUAAUAUAAUUACAACACUUUUAUAUCACUACUGAAUUGUAUCUUAAUUUACAGUCAGAUAACAUACAAUAUAUACAUGGUGACACCAACUAAUAUGAGUUAAGAAAAUGUCCCAAAGUAAGGGAUUUUUUGGCUAGUAUAACAUCACAAAGAAUCACUCAAGCUUGAGGCAACAUGCCUUCCAAGGUAAGUGUAAAGUCAGGCAAAGCACAACAUAUGCAGUGUUUUGCAGGGAAUUUGUUGAAGGAUGUUGGUACUUCAAAAACAGCAGUCAGAUUGUCACAUAUCUACGGCAUGGUCUUCAUAUGACAAAUGGUUACAUAAAAUGUCUACCUUAGGAACACACAUUACCUGACCAAAAGAGCCAAGGCUCCCCACCCACAUGAAGAGGGCGGGAGAUUAUUCCUGCUCCUUUAUCUAGUCUAGCAAAGCAAGUUUCAUGUGAUGUCAUCACAUUAGCAAGUUUUGCAACCUCUUGGCCAACCUUUGCAGAACGAGGGAACUUGCAACAUGCCAUAUCAUGUCUUUGAGCCUCAAUGAGCAGUUUAUAGAAGCUUUAGAAGGGGAAGAAGAAUAAAAAAGAGAAGGGAAAGUAGAACUUUUGGUGAGGAGAGUAAAACAAGACUCGAAAAGGGUCAAUAAGUUGAGCUUAAAUCCUGACAAGACAGAAGCACUAUGGGUGAGCCAUUCCUGUGUUUGGGAGACUGGUUGUGUUUUGGAUAGGGUUGCAGUUCUGCUACAUAUUCUGGGGGGUACUUCAAGAUCCAGCUAGGGUAGGAGUGAUUUUUAUCCACUUCUGUUGGUCUGUUGUCUGUGACCGUUCCUGAAUUGGGAUAGCCUGACUACAAUUUUGAAACAUUGGCAAUUUUGACUAUAUAAUAUUGUAAUGCACUAUUUGUAGGACUACCCUUGAGGUUGGUUCAGAAAUUGCAGCAAGUGCAGAUUUCUAGAGCCUGGUUGCUGGCAUCUAACAGUUGUGUUGAGGAAGCCACUGGCUACUAGUAUGGUACCAAGUUGGACUGAGCAAUAUCUGGUUUUCAAUAUUGUGAUAUUUCACCAGCUAAACAUUUGUUAUAUACUGAUCUAUCACAAUGUAUGAAAUAAGGAUGCAGCUAUGUAGAGGCUUCAUGAUUUCCCCCGCAUUGUGAUUUUUGCAUAGCGCACGCACACACACACACAUUAUUAUUCGCAAUAUAUUGCCAGGUCAAAUAUAUUUUGGAGCCAAGGUAGACUGUAAGAGUGGUUUGCCAGCUGGGUGGGAACUUACAGAAUUCCUUUCUGGUAGCAUCAGCUACCUGUGUGUAUAUUUAUUCUCAAUAUAAAGACUGUCUGAGAUAUCUUGAUUUAUUGCUCAGAUAAGCUUGGUCCGGCACGCUUCCGCCAUCGCGGACCUCUGCAUUCCAAGAGUCCGACUCAUCUGAGCAUAGCAGAGUUUCAACAGCGGUAAGAGGAAACAAAAAAAAACAACUCCAGUGCAUUCUUCAGUGUGCUUAAAUAAAGUCCACACAGGAUCUUAGCAGCUAAAAGCAGUUUUAUUUACAGCAGGCUAUCCAUUAUCUAUCACAGCGAACAGCAUCGCGAAAACACGUCCUCUCUCCUCAAAAGCGAAAGUAGAGAGACAGAACAAAGGCUUUAGCCUCUCGGAAAUGACGCAGCAUUUCCCCCCUCCUUUCCACAGUACGCAGAGCGUAAACUCUGAGCUGUUUAACCCUGUAAGCUCAGGUUUUCCUCACAGACUGAACUUUAAAUAUGCUAACUUAAACUAUCAUCUUUUCUCUCCUCCCUUAGCCCAUCAUUCCAAUGCAUACACAAAAUGUUCGGGAAGGAUUUAGGAUCUUUGGACGAACAAGUAAGGCAUGCAGAUAUUUAGCUUGUACUUUUAAAAUGUUGUGUUCUCCAGCCUGCAGCUCAGUGCCUGCUUCAAAAGACUUGCAUAGCACUUCCUUACACAUGAAAAUAAAUCCUGUUCAUUAAACAGAGUGGGAAGCUUUGCUAAUGCGUUUGUUGGAGCAGCAAGCUCACAUGCAUGCUAGGAGCUUCAUGGUGGGUCUGGACAUUUGUUUUAAUUUUGGUACUAAUGUGGACUUCUAGUUUUAACUUAAAAUCUUUAAAAACUAUUCCUUCUCCUUAAGUACUGGGAGUCAUCACAUCUUGGCUAUGGGCAGAGUCAAUUGGUCAGGAUAACACAGGCAGGGCUAGGAAGCUUUUCCAACCAGCCCUGGACCUCACUGUUGAGCUCACCAGAAGAAGAUAACAGCCAGUGUUUUCUUUUCGCUUCCCUUUAAUUCGAAGGUGUUCAAUGCAGAAACAUUCUUCUCAGGAAAGAGAAUAAGCAGAAUAUACUGCAUGGCUCAACCACUUUCUCCUCACAGCUGAGAAAGGUGUUUUCUUGGGGCACAAGCCAAGUGCUCAAGUGGCUUUCUGCCUCCUUCUGCCAGCCCACACUUGCAGGGAACAAGCCAGCCUCAAUACAAAGUGGCCAAUAGGUUCUCUUUCCCUCCUUUGUCCUAAGCAGGGAAUGAACCGCUGAGUAAGGGAGCCAGCUGGUUGGCCAUCUUUGCAUUACCUCAGCAGCCACAAAAACCUCAUCUCAUAGCACCUAGUGCCCAUGGAUGCACAGAGAGCAGAGGAAAUUAGUGGGUAAUUCCCUUAAGAAGUUGGGAGGGGCUCUCUUGUUUUACACCUUUAUUUUUAAACUAAAAACUAUGAAAAGCAACAAAGUUGGCUUCUGCCUGCUUUACCUCGUUACCUGAAAGAGGCAGAGCCCAAACACUUUGGAGAAAGAUAGCUCAUUCUCUCUCCUUCUGAAAAAGCAAAUUCCCUUUUACCUUAUGUGAUAUGGGACUGGAAUGUGGCAAGAGCUAAAUAGUAGUACUGCUAUUGAUCUCAGCGGAAUAUAGCUUUGAAGAGUUUAGUAUCAAUUAAAGCUCUAGCUAAAACCUUUAUAGCAGGGGUCAGAAAACCUUUUCCCUGUCCCUCUGACCUUGUGGGGGGCUGGACUAUAUUUUGAAAAAUAAUAAUGAACGAAUUCCUAUGCCCUACAAAUAACCCAGAGAUGCAUUUUAAAUAAAAGUACACAUUCUACUCAUGUAAAAACACACUGAUUCCCGGACAGUCUGCCGGUUGGAUUUAGGUGAUUGGGCCGGAUCCAGCCCCUGGGCCUUAGUUUGCCUACCCAUGCUUUAUAGCUUUUUGAGCUUAAACAUACAUGAUUUGAAUGUACAAAAGUAUUAAAGAUGUGUAUAAACCUGUGCCUUUGGAAUAGUAUUGAUAAGAUUCAGAUUAAAAAUGUAUGUACAUAUGGAUAUCCCAAAAACAUUGAAUUCAGAAAAUGGUCUCAGGCAUGCAGAACCCUUCACAUAUGUACAAUGCUGCAUAUUUACCAACAGAUGUUGUUUUAACUUCUGAAGAGCUACUUUCUUGAUCUGCAAUGGAAGCUGUAAACCUUAAUUAGAAGUCUUUCUGGGUGCAGGCACAGCAGUGAAUUCAAAUCCACAAGGACUCCCUCAGUAACUUCCAACAGGAUGCUUUUGUGUGCUCAUUGAAGUAAACAGCAAAACCCUUGUAAUCAGAGUACAUCAAUAUAUGUAUCCCAGCAGUGGAGCAAUGGACUGAGCCUAGUGAGAAGAAUUUUUAGAUUUAAAAAAAUGAUUUUCCUUCCCCCCCCCCCAACAUAAAGGGCACUCACAUUUUUUUAACAGAAAGAAAGCUGAUAUCUUGCUUGUUUCUUUUUUGCCCUCUGGAUUUUAAAAAGGAUUCACUAAGUGGUGUUUUGAAUCUCUUCGGGUGCCUUUUCUUCCUGCAUAUGGUGGAUUUCCAGUCAAAUUUCGUACAUAUAUUGGUAAACCCAUUCCAUAUGAUCCAAAUAUAACAGCUCCAGAGUUAGCAACAAAGGUAUGUUUUCUGCUAAACCAAUAUAAAACACCAGCAAUACUGUUUCAUUAUAAAUGUGCACUCAAAAUAUUCCUAUUUAAGAGAAAUGAGUUGUUAGCUUUAAUAGCUGGUAAUACAUUUACUAAGCCCUCUAUUAAAACAGUUUGAAAAGAGAAAGCGUUUUCUAAAAACAUGUAGGCUGCAAUGCAGUAUUGUCACCUUUAGAACUAUAUUGCUAAGCCAUUUGGAGGUUAGAGCAUUAUUAAACAUAGGCUCAAGUCCUAGAAUUCUAGUUUUAUUUGUACAUGACUAUUGCAGCCUUUUAUUUGUUUGAAAAUAAUAUCUAUAUUUGUUUGAACAGAGAGAAUCUGUCACAAGGUUUAUGUCAGGAGUGGGUAGAAAAUUGAAACUGACCAUGAUCUGUCACCUGGGCAUCUAGUACCUAGUGCUGGUUGCUAUGAUUUUCUUGCAAGGAAAGUUGGUCUGAUCAAGCAAGGCAUUUAUUUUGUUCUUGAUGAACCGUUUGUGUGUGUGUGUGUGUGUGUGUGUGUGUAUGGUGACUUGACAAAGAUUAGGUUGACCCUCAUUUUUUGGCUCCUGAGUAUGCAUACGUUAUUUGCAAAUCAAAAUGUGUUGAACUUUCAAAUACUUAUUGAUUAGAGAAACUUGAGAUGGUGUUUUUUAAAUAAAUAAAUAAACAGAUAGUGUUAUUGUUUUAAAUAGCAUUAGUUCAAUGUGGCUUAUUCUACUCAGUUCCUAUGACCCUGGACAGUAUAUGAUACAAUAUUGAUGUUCAUGUUUAAUAGCCUGUAAUAAGGUUAUCAGUUAGGCAUGUUACUUGACUACAAUUGCCAUAAUCUCUACUCACCGGCUAAACUGGCUGGUGCUGAGAGUUGCAAUCCAAUAACUUCUGGAGGGCAUUGGUUACCCCUGAAUUAGGGUGAGGCCAGAUCCUAGUCGUCAUCCCCGUGAGCUGAAGUAGUUCAAAUGAGGAAUCAUUGUUUGUAUAUAGCUUUGUAGACUUCAUAUGCAUUUCACUAUAAUUUUUCAGGUGGAUUAAUUUACAUGCCCAUGGAGCUGUAGUAGUGAGAUGCAUAACUUUCCCUCUUUUCCUCAUUUUCAGAGCAAGGCAGCACUCCAGGCAUUAAUUCAAAGACACCAGCAAAUUCCUGGAAACAUCUAUGAUGCUUUAAUGGAAAGAUUUCACAAAGAGAAGAAAAAACCCUGA